CCCCCCGCUUCGGUGCGGGGCCAAGCAUCCAGGUACGAGGGCCACCAGCAAAACUACGAGGGCGACAGGCCGAGCUUCCAGGGCCACAGGCAGAGAGCUUGGAGGGCCACCGGCAGAGCUGCGAUGGCCACGUGCCGAGCCAUGAUCAGAGCGUGAAUUACCUACCCCGCUUUCGCUUCCUGGCAAAACCAAGUCAUACCACGCGCCUUCUCGUCAAGCGGCCUAACCAGUGCAGGCCUUAGUUUGUCAUCGCUUGGUACCUAUUGGAAGCGAGGGUGGUCAAAAGCGAGAUAUGUCUGUUUGCCCCCUAAAUGAGGACCACGAGCUGAGCUGCACAGACACAGGGCAGAGCCGCCAGAGAUGCCGGCUCCUUGGGCGACCAGCAGACCUUCGAGAGCCACUCUACGACAGCCACCAGCAGAGCUACGUCGGCCACCGUCUGAGCUCCGAGGGUCACCAGCACAAUCACGAGGACCACCCGCUGCGGUCCGAGGGCGACCAACUGAAGUACGAGGGCCACCAGCAGAGCUACGAUGGCAACGAGCUGAGCUACCAGGGCCACCAACAGGCCUUCGAGAGCCAACAGCAGAGCUACGACAGCCACCAGCAGAGCUGCGACAGCCACCAGCUCAACGACGAGGACCACCAGUUGAGAUACGACGGCAAGAGGCAGAGCUUCGAGGGCCACCGGCGGAGCUCGGGGGCCACCAGCAGAGCUACGACGGCUACCCGCUGAGCUACGAG
This is a messenger RNA of Prorocentrum cordatum, 744 nucleotides long. Lineage: Eukaryota; Dinophyceae; Prorocentrales; Prorocentraceae. The record is from the annotation of a GenBank genome assembly.